AUGGUUGUGCUUGAUAUUGCCAUGAAGAAGUCCACUCUAAAGAUAUCUUUAAGCCAGGUUGAGUUGUUAUUAGUGCUAGAAUACUUUGUUGUAAGGUGACUAUGAAGUUCUACAUGUUAAUUGAUGUAAGUCUGAGCUCUAAUUUGGCAUUGUUUUUUUCUCUUUUAUUUAUAGGAUUAUUUAAACAGACCAUCCCUUAAAAGACAGUUUACAUCAAGUGUUUGGGUUUCAAUAGGAGAGUCUUUGGACAAGAUAAGCAAUGAUGAUUCAACAGGAAAAUUUGACAAUGAAUGGAUCAACCCAUAUAAAAACAAAGUUGUAGAUUGUAAGAUGUCACACCGAUACAGGGAUUCACAGACUCAGCCAUCAUCCCUUCCUAGGAGGUAUAAUUCUUUACCAAAGAGUUAUUCCUCUCAGAAUGCAACUAGAGAUUCAUCGCAUUCAACAAGAUACAGGUCAAUUUCUUCAUCUUCUACAGCAACCAGCAGUACACCUGCUACACAGUCCUCAAGAUAUGGAAGUUUACAGACAUAUGGCACAUCAACGCAGUCUUCACUUACCAAUGACCUGAAAAAAACACCUUCUCGCAGAUCAACAAUUACUACACUUUCUAGCAGGCCUGUUGGUGUUAAGAGCAUUCCAAGAAAAAAUUCAUACCCUUCAUCGCAGUCUUCAAGUUUUCGAGAUUCAACCCUGUCAUACACAGCUAGGCAGUUAUCAAAUAGAACACGCAGAGGUUCAGGUAGUUUAUCUCGUGACUCAAGCUGGGAACCUGGUGAGCUGCCCAUCAGGCAGCGAUCAAGUAUUACGUUAAGGGAGACACAGCCAGUUUGGGGACCAGAUGAGCCCCUCACAAGACAAUACUCAAGUAGUUCUUUGCGGGAUUCACCCUUUUCUUUAGCAACAAAAAGAACUCAUUCUUUGCGUCAGGAUUCUGGUGAAACUGAAACUCAUUUAACUUCUCGUAGAAAAACAAGUCCAGUUGAAUCGACUGGUUUGUCAAGGUCUGUUUCUCCCCAAACUACGGCCUGUUGCAGACAUCAUAGUGAUGGUGAAUCGCAGACAACAUCUUCACAUCUUGAACAUAGUCCAGGCGAAGUAACCUCAACUAGGCCUGUGUCACCCUCAAGUGUAAAAUACCAAGGGAGUGAAUCGAAAGAAGAAGAACCAAAAUCCCCUAAGUCACCUGUUGUUUUGUAUGCUGGUAGCAUUCAACAAACAGAGUCACCAAGUUCUAUAAGUGAAAGUGCUUCACUAAGAAGCGCUCAGAAUGGGAGCAGUGGUAGCCAAGCUGUUGUUUGUGAUGAUGAUAAUGAACUGGAAUCUUCUGCAGCGAGAGAUAUUUCGCUUUUGAGUAGACAGAUAGCUAGUGUUUAUGAAGGGUCACUCACCAGAAGUGAUUCAAACAGAGGAUCUCGUCCUCUGAAGAAGCAGAAGGCUGUGAGUGGUGAUGACGAAAAAGCAACUGAACAAAAGAAAAAUCUGGGAAAAGGAGUGCUUACGGAAAAGGCAACAGAAAAUAAUGAGAGAACUUCAGAGGGAAAAGGUUUAGUGUCAGAUGGAAAGAACAUAUUGAAAAAAGAAAAUAAAAGAAGCUCUAGUAUUGAAUCUGCAACAGCUAAAGAUGAAAACAAAAAACCCAGGAGGAAAUUGUCAGGAGUUUUCUCUCGCAAAAAGUCAUCUGAUUCAGAAGGGGAUGAAGAGAGAAUACAGCGCAAAAGUUUUUUCCCUCGUAAAAGUUCCAAAGAAUCUGAUAAAGAAGUAACAGGUAGAAGGGGUUCUUCAUCAUCAGCGCAUUCUGGAUCUCCACCUGUUACACCUCCAAAAAGAAAGAUUUCUGGCCCAAGUAAAUUUUUUUCUUAUUCCAGUGACUCUAAGACAACUCCAGAGGUGCCUAAGAAAUUUUCUGUGCCUGGAAAGUUUUUCAAAGGCAAAGACUCAAGUGGUGGUGAAUCAAGUGACUUGGAAUCAGAUUCCUCAAAAUCACGAUCACGUAUGAAAAGACGUGUGUCAUUACCAGGUGUAUUAGGUCGUGCAAGAAGUUCUAGUGCCGAGAGGACUGGUAGCAAAUCACCUAACCCCCAACCAUCGAUAGAUCCAGCUCUUCUUAAUAGGCGCAGGAGCAAUUUCAAGAAAGCUCAGUCAUUUGAUGUGCAGAGUGACACAUCAAAGAAUUCAAUGUUGAAUAAGCUGAAAUUCUGGGAUCAUACUAAGAAGGAAAAAUUAUCAGAUUCAAGGACGUCAACAUCACCAGAGGAGGGCAGAUCAGCAUCAAAUUCUCCUAUACCAGUCCAUAAUAAUUCUAUAUCAUCCACUGUGGAAAAGAAAGUAGAAGACAAGACAUCACGGUUAAGGAGAAACAGGGAUAGAACAGUUAAGCAGACAUCUUCACUAGAGAAAGAAACUGCUCUGGCUGUUAAACCCGAGGUAACAGGUUUAUCUAGAGACCAAAGUUUAGAAUUUUCCCAGAAGGAAAUGCAGUCUUCUAAGGGUGAUGACAGCAGUACGGUAAAUGGUAAAGAAGCUAAAGUUCAGUAUGUUGGCCAGGUUAAUGUGCCCUCACCAUCUGAGCAGCGUGCUAGAAAACGUGCCCAAUACAAGGUUAACUCUGGGAAAGAUAGUAAUAGUACGGUCACACCAUUAGAGAAUUUAACAGGUGCUCAAGUUUCCGAUGUAAAAACAGUCGAAAAGAAGACACCAGAAUCCAAUGAUAGUUCAACUAGGGACACUGUAUCAAAGUUAAGAGAACGAAGAAGGAAGAGACGUGAGGAGAGGGAGCGUUUUUUUGCUAGUAUGGGUUCAUCAAAAGACGCAGGCAAAGCACAGGACACCCAGCAAAAUGGUCAUGUGCAGAGUGAACCUACAAAUACUAAUGGCUCAGUGAAAAACACAGUGCAAUCAAAGCAGGAUCACAUUGAUGCAGGAAAGAAGCCACAAGGGGAUAGUGUUAAAAGGGUAGAACUAACUCCAAAACUUAGUGCUGUUGGGAAAAGGUCAACAUUUGAUGAUGUUGUGCAAAAAGAAGCCAAGACUAAAGGUGGAAGAGCACGAUAUCAAACAAUAGCCUCUUCGGUUCAUGCAGAUAUAAUUGCUGAUCUCAUUCGCGAGAAAGGGUUAAAGUCAACAACAACUAAUGAAGUCAAAAUUCCUUCAGUGUCAGAGCUUAGAGAAAGGUUCCUUAUAUCUAAGGAUGAUGGUAAGAUCUCUCCAACCAGGCUAAUGCUGAAACUUGAUGAAAGGCCAAACAGCAUAUGUGGGGAGGUCUUGUCUCCCACAGAGAUGAAAAAAUUUGAUGACAUUACUUUCUCCUUGGCCAGAAAAGUUUCUUCUAGUGACGUGAAGACAAAGAGGUUCUCCGGCAGCAGUGACGAUUCAUUGGCGAGACUCGACACCCCUUGGAAAUCCAUUUCAAAGGAUAGUAAAACAAUCCCUCCUUCUUCCCCUGAAGUUAUACGUUCUUCUAAAGGAGACAAGAAAAUAGAGAAUGUUCCAAAGCCAAAGGAGGAAUGCAAAGAGGAACAAGUUGUGACUGGAGAAAGUGACACUUUAAAGAGGAAAGCUGGUGGUAAGAAAAAAAGAAAGAUCUCAAUAUUUGGAGCUGAUCGAGAAAAAGACAAGGAACCAAAAUCUCCUGAGGAGGAGGUGGAAUCAUCACAGCAUGGCGCAGUCUCUGCGGCAAUCAAAGCCAUGUUUACGCGAAAAAUACCCUCAUCUGACAAGUCAAAGGUACCAGGGAGGCAACGAAUUAAGUCGACGCCAGACUCUUCAGUGAACAACAAAAUAUUAGACACUUCAAGUGAUAGGGAAAGAAAGACAUCUGCUCCUGAAGAAAUUGUAAGCAAGUCACCAGAAAUCGUCAAAAGCCAUCCUGUGAAAGAGAACAAAGGUUUAAAAGAUCAUGUGAAUGUUGACAACAAGGCAAAAAUAGCUAGUGAGACACAUCCUUCCCAGAAAGAGAGAAGAGAGUCAAAAGAUCAGGUGAAGACUGAGAUCACACAGGAAGUGAAGAAUGGGGAUAACGCAAAAGACAUUGAACUGCAUCCUGUUUCAGGCAUUGAGGAGAAACCUAAGGAAAGGAAAUCCCUGAAGAAACGUAAGUUAUUCUAACUAAUUUAGUGAAAUUAGAUUUAAUUAAUGGAAUAAAAUUAUAACAAGGUUGUUGGUUAAUGUCUAAAGAGUGAUCAUUCAAGUGAAAGCUACUGAUGAGUGAUUCCUGUGCAGGUACCCUUGUAGAAUCAGACACUGUGUAGAAUCUAUGCAAAUGCUAUGUCACAAAGCUGUUAAUCAGUCAUACAUUAUGUUAACCAGAUCCUAUGUUGUUUCUUCUAUGCCAGGACUAUUUUUUUGUAUUGAAAAUGCUAUGUUUUCACUAGUCAAACGGAAGCUACUUACAUGUAAAAGCUAUGCAGUUUUUAAAAGUAGGAAUAAAGGAAGAAAUGACAUAGUUUCCACAUAACCUAUAUACCUACAAUUUACUUAUCUUUUGGAAAGAGAUUUUAGACCUCAUAGUCAGCGUUAUAGAAAAAUCAUAGAAAAUGAAUAUCCUUCACAUAAAUGACUGAAGUAGAGUUUACAUAGUAAAAUGGAACAGGGAACAGUUUAUUAAAUAGCUUUUGAAUAGGGUUUGUCUUUUAUGUAUGCAGGUUUCAAUUUGCUUAAGCAAAUGUACGUUUAAAAUACGCUCGUAAUAAUCACCAGAAUAGAAAAAAUAUUAUAAACAUGACAUAGAAUGCCUUGAACAUGGGUAAGAAAUAGGUUUUGAAACCAAAAAAUGAAAAACCAUGCAACACAAAAAUUAAUACAGUACUUUCAUGCAGCAGUUUCAGAGAAUCAAAAGCGCAAGUUAAAGUUUGCUUAAUUUGCUCAUUGUCUGGACUCUUGGCUGAUGUCAUGCUCAUCAGUGCCAUACAGUUUGCUUGUGACUGCAAUAAAUAAGUAUCUGCAAACAGAAAAGUUGAGAUUUUAAGGUAAAUAAACGCAAAAACAACCUUAUUUUUCAUAACUGAAACGAACGAAGCGUUAUCGAAUGGUGACUGCUCCAACUUGUUCAGAUACGCGAAAAGGGGAGAAAACGCUCGUAACCAAAUCAAAACUUAAAUUGAGAGAAACAUCACUUACUGAUGUUAGGAAUACUUAUUGUUGAACCUGGCAGGAAAAGUCUUUAAAUUGAAGUAACAAGAAGCAUCUUCUUUUAAACGCAUGCUUCACAGUUCAUUUUAUUCGCCUUGAAAGUACCCGUGUGAAAUCAGAUAAUGUUCACACCUUUUCAUUGGUUGAAAAAGCCCCUGUAAUGAUAAAAAGCAAAAUACCCAUGUGUUGAACUCAUGGGCUUCCCUGGGAACUAGUGGAAACAAAAUGGCAGACAAACAUCAAGGACUGCAGCUAGCGUUUCACAGUUUUGACCAGUUUUAUUCAGGAGUCGUCUACAAUCAAGAAGAAGGAUAGAAGCUGAUAUAAAAGGAGAAAAGGAUGCAUGGAAGUAUCAUUUCAAGUGAAGCAACACUAGGGAAAGGCUAGAAAGGAAAGUUAAGGCAGGAAUGAUGGAUGCAGAGACUGCUUAACAAAAAAAUUAUAGUAUAUAAUUUUUAAGCUUUUUAGUUUAAAACGCUGCUCUUUACGUUAGAUGUAUGCUUUUUGUAAGUGCUAUUUAACCUGUACUAUCAACAUGCCUAGUUUUUUAAAAGCUAUGUUGAAAUAUCACACAGGAAACACAUAGACUGCAUUGUUUUUCAUAUGAGUGACAUAGGAAAAAAUAUGUUUAUGUAAAAGCUAUGUAGCCUUUAUGUCAUGAUAAAACUAAAUUAAAAUGUCACACAGUAAAAACAUAGGCUGCAAAAUAUGUUUGAUUCACAUAGCAUAGAAUAUACAUAGCACUGUGUAAAAGAUAAGAAUAUUGUUGGAAAUAAAAGUGAACAUUGAGAUGCUUUGUAAAAGCUAUUUUACUUUGAUGCUAAGUGAAUACAUAUGAUGCAAAUCAGAAGGAAAAGCAUAACUUUCUAUUGCAUAGUAAAUACAUAGCCAUGUCAAGACUAUGAAAGGAUUUUGAAUAGUAUUUGCAUAGGUAUUAAAAGCUAUGUAUUUCUCAUAGCCUAAACAUAGUUUCAACACAGAUUUUUCAUACUUUGGACUAUGUUAUGUGGUAUGUUACAUAGUUAAUACAUAGGCAGUAAUGAACAUAACAUAGCUGAAGCAUAGUCCAACAUAGUAAAUAAAUAGCAUGAGCAUAAGUUUUGCAUAUGUCUGGUUCUACAAGGGUACUUUGUAUAAUGAUGCACAAUGCAAUGUGGUUCUAAUGUUUAUGUGUUAUUAAUAGAGGAAAAUUUUAUUAUGCUCCCAUUGAAGUGAAAGCUACUUUGCAGUUUGUAGGUACUUAGAAGUGGUUCUGUUCAUGAUACUGUAUAAUGCAGGGUUGUUGUUACGUUAUGGCCUCUGGAUGCAUCAAUCAUAUUGUGUGUCGAAGUAAAGCUCCUGAGCAGUGCAUAAACAAGAGGUCCAUAGUACUGUUUGGUUUGGUGCACAAGGUGAUUCUAAUUUUGGAUCUGUGUAUAAAAACCAUUAUUACAUAAUGACCAUCCAAGUGAAAGCUACUAAGCAGUUUUAUUACAUGUACAAAUGAUGUACUUUUCUGUGAUGGGGUUGUUACGUGCAUGUCAUGCGGAGUGUUACUUAUGCUCAGUUAGCCUCCCACACAAGCAUUUUUAGGGGAGCUCGUAUUUCAUCCCUCCCCACAAAUGCCUGCGCAACUGAGAACAACAUGCUGUAUGGGUGGCUAAUGUUCAGUUUGUCCUCAAGUAAUGUCCUUGAAUGACUUUGUGUUUGUACUUGUGUACAUCAUAAUUUAUUACUUAGUACAGGUUUAGUUGGAGAUAAGAGGUUUCUUGGCCUGAACUUUCUGCUAGGUUCUGUUUAAGGUCAAUAACUUUUUGUUUUGUUUAGAAUCAGGUGGAGUUAAAUAACAGAUAAUAGGUUAUUAUUGUGUUUAAAGUGUUUUAUUUCCUUGUGUUGUUUGUUUAAGAAAACAAAAACUGCAAAUAAACCCCUCCAGAAAGGAACAGUCAGGACAUCGAAGUAAAAUUGAAAAAAAAAGAUAAUUGACUUUAACCCAGGCUGAUUCUAAAUUUCCUUUGUCUGCUACGGCUAGGAGACAGAAAAAAAUGAAAAUCACUUAAGGUUAAAUCAAAAUUAACCUGAAAUCAAAUUUGACCUGUAACAUGUACAUGUACGCAUGUAAGACAAGACUGUUAGCCUAAACAGUCCAUUUUGCUUGUCUUGCCUCCUGCAGUCAGCUCUUAUUUUUUGAGAUACAUGUACUUCUUGAAUCAUAGAGAGAUUUAGAGUCACUCUUAGAGCAAUGGACAAAGGUGAAUUUUUACCACGUGACCAAGUUUUAACUUUACUUGUCUUUACCUGUUCUUUACUUCCAAAAAAAUUAGUUGUUUAUUUUCAUCCAUAAAAACUGUCUUAGGCAGUUUUUAUCUGCAGUAUCAUUUUGCUUUUUUGUGAAAUUCUCAACUUGGAUCAACUGCCAUUUACCAUUUACCCUAUAAUGUCACUCUAAAUCAUCUCUAACAUUUUAAUACUUGAAAGUCCUAUUUACACUGUAGGUGUUUAUUCAAACUAAACUCAUCAAGAUAGUUUUUGUUUUUUUGUUUUAAAUCAAGUGCAGUGGCUGGAACUUUUCUGUUUUGACAACCUAGUCAGUUUCCUUUUCAUAGCUGAUCUGUUUACAUUGGCCACAAAGAUAAUGUGUUUGUUUUUGUGUGUGUGUGAGUUUCAUGGACCCAGUUUAGAAGGCAAAGACAAACAUUGUCAAGAUAGCAGCAUUGAUAACUUCCCUUAUGCAAACAAAGCACUUUAGCAUGCAGAUCAACUUUACAUUUUCUCUUUCUAUGGAAACACAGUUGUUAUGUUAAAUAUUGUAGAGACUGGAUUUUAACCAAGGCUGUUACUCUCGUAAGUUCGUUUUUUGUUUUCUUAAAAUCAAGUGCUAUGUAUUGCAUGCUUAACUGAAAAUUGGAGUAAUGUAUACUGAAAUUUAUCUCUUUUAAUCUCCCUUGUGACAUUAGGUGUUUCUAAAAUGUUCUGUCAUUAGAAACCGAUAACUUUGCUGUACAUCUUCAUGUCUGGUUUACUUUCUGGCACUUCCAAUCAGCUUUUGUCCUAUAAAAAGCCUAAUUCAUGUUGCAAACUUGACAAGGAAAUUGAAAAUUCAUAAUUUCGUUAGUGCCACAAAUUACAGUAAAUUUGCUAUAAUGGUAUCAUUAUUUUUGUUUUUGUCACAGUUACCAGUAGGUUUUUUGUGUGAUCCUAAAAUGUCUCCUAUUACUGUUCACGUCCCAUGCACUGGUAAAACCAUUAUAAUAAUAAUUAUUCAUGUACUAGCUUAUAUACUAAUGCAUUGUACGCCUGUAAUAGUCCACUAGUGUCUUCAAUAACAUUUUCUAUGGCAGAUCUUGGUAAUAUAAACACCUUUCCUUCAAAAAUACCUUUACACUGUUAAUAUUUAAUAUCUUUAUCAAACAAUUAGGGCCAUAUUUUGCAUUUAUUUUGAUAUUCAAAAGUCUUGCACUUUAAUAAUGUGUCCUUUCCUGGCUAUGAAUACAGAAUAUUAAAAUCUUUGUGUCAGUUUUGAUGUGUUUGUUAAUGAUUUUUUACUCUGUUCAGAAUACGGUGAUUCUUAUUGUUACACUGUACUUUUAUAGAUCUUAGUUAUCACCCUCUACAUGUAGUUUUUAUAGUCUUAGGUUAAUUUGUACGGUAAAAUCACUUCAGGGCAUUUACUAAAAGGUAGACAUUAGGCAUGUGUGUUUUAAGCCAAUCAGAGAGUUUCUUAGGAGUUUUUUUAAUCCCAUUACAACUACCUACAGUGUAAAUUUUUAACUUUCCUGUAUGUAAAAAAUACACCCCAUUAGAGUGCAGCCACAAAGACAUCAUGCUUUGAUUUUUAGAAUGACUAUGUUCACAUCAAGUGAGAGAGAACAAAAACUUUGUGCAUGCUAACUUUGAAUUUGCCAUUUUUAGCUUUUUAUUACAAACUGUGUUCAACUGUAUAAUAAUAUAUUGAUAUCUUUAUCAUGUGUGGUGCUGGUAUGGGGUUUUCUAAGGUGCAGUAGUUUACAUGUACAUGACUGUAUGCUAGUGGGGAGAAUGUUGCAAGAGAACUGUGAAUUCCUUUGUAAAGGUAACUUAGUAAAAGUAUAGUGCUUAAUGGUGAUUGUAACUAAUAAUAACACUACAAAGUUGCAUCCAGAGCCAUAAUUAGACAUAUUUCCUGUCUGCUUGGAAUUUCUCUCUGGGAUUUCUAACGGUCGAGGUAUUCAUAUUUAAACCUUGUCAGCGUCAAGUUUGUGAGCAAAUUAUUGUUGUCAUUAACAGCUUCCAAGAACAAGAAAAGGACUUUUAAAUCAACAAUCAAACCAUUUGGUGGCAUGAUGAAAACCAAGUCUGAAUCCAAUCUAAUGCAGCGGUUUGAUUUGAUUGCUGUGGAUAUUCCUAUUGAUGGCGAGCCAGAACCUGAGAAAAAGAAAAUGGAUAACGACAUACAGCUGAUCUCAAAUGUUACAGAUGAAACAAAUAAGGUGGAAGAUUUAUCAAGUGCAAGCCAGAGGGAAAGACCUUCAGGUGUGUUUGAAGAAGGCUUAAAGGAAUUUUACAACAAGAAAGUGGAGGAGAAGAAAAGUACCACAACCUGUUCUCCAGAAAUUACAUUGGAGGAUCUGGACAUAAUUUCAGGGCAAACUACUCAGUGAGUUUUGUUUGUAUCGAUGCCGUAUGUUUAUGGAAAUUGAUGUCACUUUCUUGCUAUGCAACUUUGCACUCACAUAGAUAUAAGAAGUUACUUGUGUCUUAUUAGAGAGCUUAAGCAACAAUGACGGCAACGGCGGCAAGAACAGCAAAAAAGCAAUAGGUUUAGAUUAGCAAAACAACAACUUUGCACACGUGUGCAUCUUGCUUUUUUGUACAUUUCUUUGCUGUUGUUGCACAACUACAAUGUGAAACUUCCUACAGCUGUAGUUUCACGGUUUAUGGAGGACAUGAACAAUUCUUUUUCUGAACUUAGAUACAGUCCUUGAGAAUCAACACCAGAAAAAUUCUUCACACGAGACAAAUUGAAUGAAACAGAAUAAGAGUGAUGAAGUUUGGAAAAACACAAAUUAAAUUUUCAGUUUGUUUUUGCUGCUCUUACUGUGGUUGUUCCUUAAGCUCCCCAUUGAGUGGGAGAACCAAGCCCUUGAAAAAAGGCCGGUUCAUGGCCAUGGUGUACAUGCGAGAACUGUGUUUCUGGAGGGUCUAUGUGAGCUGUCCACUAGCUUGGAUUUAUCUCUUAGUGUUCAGUGCUCUUGAUUCAAGCCAUAUUUUGUUUUGCAGACAACUGAAUUCCUUAGCAGGGGACAAAAUGAAGAUCAGGCCUAAAAGACACCAUAAAACAGCAACAAACCCAAUAAAGAACUUGCAGCAGAGAACUGAUGUUCGAACUGACACAGAGGUACAUUAAAAAAUUUUUACAGUCCUGUUUAUUUUAAAAUUAUGUUUAGGUAUUUCAGUCCAUUAAUAGUAAACUGAUGGUAAAGUAAUAAUGAACUAUUUCACACAUUCAUGUAAAUAACACAAUAAAAAAUUGAUCAUGUUAGGCAUCCUGAAUUUCACAGGGUUAGAGCUCUGGGCUCCCUUUAAUUUUUCUUAGAUCACAUCUAUCCUUGAAUGUGGUCGUGUGGCUAAAAGUGACUUAAAUUUAUUUUCUUAUGUUAUUAACCCUUUCCAUCUACAGCAAGUUUAUGAUAAGUCAUUCCAACUUAACCCUUGCUUUCAUAAACAAAUUUCUAUAAUAAUUGUGACCAUUCCAGGGCUCGAAAUGUAAAAAAACAGUGCAGUCCCAUUUUGUGACUACAGCUGUAGAUAUGAAAAUUUGGUCACAAAAAUGCAAUUUUUAAAAUUUUUGUUUAGCUAAUACAUUGCAAUUAACGUAGUGGAAUGGUUAAUUUUGAAUUUUAAGUAACUUCACAGUUAGUAAGUAAUAUAGUUGUUGUGAUUGACAGGUUGAGAGACCAAGAAUAGAGAAAAAACAAGUCACCAGUGAACAUCCUGUCAUCAAAAGAAAGAAAAAGAAAUAUAAAGAUCCAGAUAACUUGUGUAAGAAUAUGAGACCCGGCCACAGAUGUUGAGUUCUUUUUUUAUUCUCUUUUCUGCUACCUGUAGUUGUCAGAGAGAUUUUUUUGUGGGGAUAAAACAAAGCCCUUACAGUGCACCUGUAAAAGUGAUUUGAAGUGCUUGUUCUCCAACAAUAUUUUUAAAUCAAACACUUUAUUAUGGUGUUGAAUUUCUUGUACUUGUAAUAAAAUGUGGCCUAAGAGGGAAGGUGCUCAUUUACAGGACAGCCAUUGAGAGUACCUGUUGUUGUUGUUAUUAUAUUGUUAUUAUUAUUAUUAUCAUUAUUAUUAUUAUUAUUAUUAUUAUUAAUCAUUAAUUUUUUUAAGCAAACUGAAUUUUUAUUUUGGCAGAAAAAUCAAAGAUCAAACAUCACAGAAAUUUAAAAUAAUGGGAGUAGAGUGCAGGUUCUCCUUUGAGGGGGGUGGGGGUGGUGGGGGCUGGGCUAAUUAUUUGCUAGUUGUACCAAUGGGUUGGGGCAUUUAUUUGGGGGAGUGAGUCCUCCUUAGAGCAUGGGUACUUAUUUUGGGGGAUACUGUCACAAAAUAAUAUUAAUCUUACCAUCGCCUUGAUUAGGAGUCAGGUCAGUGCAGUGAUUCCAGAAAUUAGGCAUACCCAUCUCAUGGAUUGUCACUGAAAUGUCUAGAGGGAGAGGUGGGGGAAGGAGUCCAAAAGUUCCAGAGGGGUGGGGGUAGUUCAAGCCAAAAAAACCUCCACUGGGGGAGUAUGGAUGUUUUCUGCAUGGUCUCUAACACUGAGUGUAACUAAGUGUGCGUUCCUUUUAGAUGAUCAGGAUCAGGAUCAGUGAUCAGAUCAUGAUAGAUCAAAUUAAUGAUCAGAUGAAUCCACUCUGGAGAAGGAUUCAUCAGUUCAUUUGCCCUACCAUGAUUUGAGUGAUCUUGGAUCACUGAUCCUGAUCCGGAUCAUCCCAAAGGAACGCACCUGAACUUAUUGUUUGUUUGUUUUUUUUACAAUAAAAUGCAAGAAAAAUGCUCAAAAUCAGAAUUAUUGUAAUGGAGCAGACUGCAGUGUUUCAAGUUCAACCAUAAAUUGCAUUUAUAUCUGGUCUUACUGAGGUUUUGGAUUAACUUUCAAUAGCAAAUGGUAGAGGUAUGAAGUUAAAAUAAAAACUGAGUGCAUGUACAUACGUACUUGUGUUCCAUUAGGGAGACGUCACACACUUGACUUAGCAGCAUCAGCGUUGGCAGGUCUAGCAAGCACAGAAGAUUUCACAAAGGUCAGAUUACGGAAAACAGCAGGUCCAGAUGAGAAAGAUGAAUUCAGAGGAACUAAACCUGUUAUGCUUAUUCACAUCAAAGGUGAUUGAUUGUUUUAAAGUCAGGGUUCUCAAUAGAAGGUGGCACCCGGCGAUUGAUCGCCGCUUACUUUGGGAUUUAUAGCCGCUUACUUUGUGUUUAGGUCGCUUUUCUUUGCUUUGUUUUGACACCUCUGGCUUUGCUGAGGAGCCUCCUACUUUAUCAGUGAUCACCUCCCACUUCAAAAUCUAUUGAGAACCCUGAAAGUGCAGUCUGAAACUCAAACAACAAAAAAUAAUUACAUGUAAUGUUUCAUAAUUAACUUGCUAGAUUCUUCCUCCAAGAAUUCACUUACAUUCAUGUACACUAAAUAUACUGUAAUAAAAUCAAACAUACAGUUUGUAUUAAAAUAGUGUUGUUUUGUAGGCCGCCGUCAUCUUCAAGUACGUCUUGUUGAGCCUAGCCUCAAGUCACUCAACUCUGGGGACUGUUUUGCUCUGGUGACGGAGAAAGAUCUUUUCUCUUGGAUUGGAAAAGACUGUAAUCCUUAUGAAAAGGCAAAGGUCAGUAAAAGACUAAUUUACAAUAAUUAUAUUAAUAAGUAUUUUUGUUUCUCUUGGAUUGUCUUUUUUGACUGGAAGCCUUUAAAAGAAUAUGAAAGUUGUUGAUGAGCAGUUUUCAUUUGCAGUACCAACCAUUUUUUUUUUCGAAAAAGCUAAUUCUUUGAUGUUAGUUUGAAAGGUAACUUAAUCCAGUCUCUUUGUGCAAAACAAAACGAAUCAGCACCAUAAAAUAUUGGGUUUCUUGUUUUAAACAGAGUUGUGGAAUGAGCAAUUUUAAAAAGGGUCAGGGUAAAAAGGCCUCAGCGACACACCUCUACUCAAGCAAUACUCAGAAAUUACAUACAGAUUAAAUUGUUCAAAGGUUCAUGUCAGAUUAGAUAUUAUAGUAGACUUGUACUUUGCUUACACUGCAGGUGACAGAAAUAGUGUCAAAGAUAAAAGCAAAGUCUGAACUGGACUGUAGAGCAAGGGACAUCAUAACAAUCGAAGAUGGAGAUCUUGACUUUGGUGCUGCAUUGGAUAAAUUUGUCAGUAUUCUCAAGGGUGAUCCUGGCUGCAACAAAAUAAAAGGUUAGCCGCAAGUUACUAUUUAUUCCUCUUGCAGUAUGAACAGGGUCAUUUUUAUCCUUUUUUUGCUGUCUAUUUUUAAAACGCUUUGACAUGACUACUCCAGCUUCUGCUUCCAUUCUCUAUUAGAAUUAUGAUCAGAUUGUUAUGAUCAUCUACAUGGUAUUUCCUUUAAUGGUUCGACCAUGGCUUGCACAGGCCUGGAAUACUCCUUGAAAAACUGCUAGGACCUUGAAAACUCCUUGAAUUUGUAGAAGCACUGUGCUUAAGAAUUUUAUUACAAACUCCUUGAAUACUUGAGACUACAAUAAAAUAAAUUCAUUUUGACAUCAAAAGAUUGAAGGAACUGGUCAGAAAUGACGAAAGGCUUUUCAUAUGAGGACAAUUCAGUGUUUCUUAUUUAAGGUAUAAAAGUAACCGCACCUUUAAUGGGGUUUCCCAAGUGUAUUCUUCAGCUCUCCUUCUAAGCAAACAAAACCAUGAGGAAAAUAUAGCUUGAAGGAGCUUGAAGCGUGAAAUCUAUUCGAUUUUGAAAUAAUUAUCUGUUAUCCUUUGGUAUAACGAUGUUAAAACGCACUUACAGGUGUUGAUUUGUUGGCAUGACUGUGCAAAAUGUGUAAUAUUCGUGACACAGUAAUGCGAGUGCCUGAGAAAAUGAACUCCUUGAAUUUUGUUAUUAAGUCCUGAAAAAGUCCUUGACAAAAAGUUGAAGAAACUUGUAUGAACCAUGGUUCCCAUCUCCUUAUGUACAGUCAACUCCCGAUAACUCGAACCCUCGCUAACUCGAAUCUUGCGCUAACUCGAACCAAAAUCGAUUUCCCCUGGAUUUCGGUCAUACAUUCAUUGUAAUUUUACCCUCGGUAACUCGAACCCUCGAUAACUCGAACUCCCGCUAACUCGAACCAAUCUUCGUUUCCCCUCAGGUCAUUUUCUAUAUAAUUUUACCCUCGAUAACUCGAACCACGUUUCGAGCCCUUAAAAAGUCGGGAAAAAAGCUGUCUACGGACUUCCGAAACAUUGAAUUUUGGAUUUCCUAUUGGCGUAUUGUAGGAGUAUAGUUUACGAGUGGAGGCUGAUGUUGAUUGUCACAGGCUAACGUGAAGCACCUUUUCUUUUCAAAACAGUAAAUCGCAUGCUCUAUUUAGGCUACGUUUUGUUACAUUACGUUCUGUUUUAUAAUAUAGAAGUAUCUUUUAAUUUUCACUUGACAUUUCUACAAAUGAAUGUGAUUAAAAUGUUCACUGUGCAGUAAAAACUGCUUUUUACCAUAUUCGCGGCUAUUUUCUUCGAACUCUCGAUAACUCAAACUCCAGAUAACUCGAACCUUUUUCGAUUUCCCUUGAAGGUUUGAGUUAUCGGGAGUCGACUGUACUACCAGUCUUUCAUGCAGAUGUUCCUUCCUCCUUAGUUAUGCUUGCUUUUUCCUCAAUCAAACAUGUUUUAUUAUUUUCCUUGAAGAUAUCCUGCUCCACAGAUCUCUUUUUGCUGUAUUAUUGACUUUCCUUAUACAUUAUUUAAGACCCCAUUUCCUCUAAAUAAUCAUUUUCCCUUUGUAUUUUUUUGAUCCCAUCCUCCACCCCUUGCACUGCCGUAUUUCCGAGAUGCUCAUCCCCAUGCAUGUACAUGUAAUACUCUUCUUCAAUCUAUCACUCAAGGUAUAAAAUAAAUCAUGCAGCCAAUAAAUUUGCUUUGUAAUAAAAUUAUUCCAUGUUACACACUGGGUCACUUCCUAUUAAUAUUUUAUUGUCUACUGAUGAAGGAACAUUUCCUUCUUUCUUUUAUCUGUUAGAUGCUCAAUCAAUGCCUAAAGAUGAAGAUUAUGAGAAAGGCUGUGUCAAAGGGAAUAUGGUGUACAAGAUACAGUGGACAGAUCCUCCAAAAUUGAUGCCAGUUGAAAGCAUGUGUGGGCAUAUUCCUCAAGUCUCUAUUCUUGAUACUAAGGAGGUACAUUGUUAUUAUACAGUUUUAGUAAAAGUGGUGGGAAACAAAAUCAGUUCUCUUUUGUGGACAUACAUGUACAGAUUGGGAGAAGGAACAGCACCAUGAUAAAAAACAACAACAAAAAAAAAACGAAACAAAACUGGGGGCAAAAAUUUAGUUGAAUGGUUUCAACAUAGCAUUUUAUCCCCAGCCAGAAGUCAAGUUUUUUCUGAUAGUAAACAUGAUUCAGACAUGGGAUUCAGACAUGGGAAAAAGAGGGUUUCAGAAAGUAAACAGGUAAUUAAUAGGCCAUCGCGUUUUUAUGUUGUGUUACAAUAAGAUGUGUAACAAAACAAUGUGAUGUGCAGCAGAGUAGCCCGAGAAAACAGCUGUUAUUUUGUGUACCACCACUGGAUUUGCUGCCAAAUGUUGUCUGAGAAACAACGUCAGAAAUUCCAUACUGAUGACGAGUCACUAUCCAGAUACUGGUGGUCCAGUGAUUCUGAUUGGUUUAGGUCAUUUUCCCUUGUGGCAUGCCCAAUCAGAAGCACUACCCAUAUCUGGGAAGUGACAUGCAUGUCAUCAGUAUAGUAUUUCUGCACUCUUUGCUCAGACAUCAUCUCACAGGGAAACCAGCGGUGGUAAGGUAAAAGGUAAAGGCGCACACAAAUGGCCGGAGCUCAUACCGGUUUCUGUAGCAUGAAGCAAGCCUAGGAGUAUUGCUACUUGCCCCUGGACAGGAUGCUAGUCCAUUGCAGGGUUACCCCCCAGCAGUAUGUUGGCGGUACCCAUUUAUACACCUGGGUGAAGAGAGACAAAGUGGAGUAAAGUUCCGUGUCUAAGGAAACAGCGCGACAGGUGAGGCUUGAGGUGUUAACCACUCGGCCACACACGCCUCCUCAACCAGCUGUGGUGGCAGUACUUAAUGUUGGCUGUUUUCUCGGGUUACUUGCAGAGUUUUUGUUUUCUUUGUUUUGCUGUUGUCGUUAUUUACAGUCUUGUUCCAAUGGCCAUUGUACUGUAGUUUCUUUGAAAAUUCUUUAAUGUAUUUUUUGUGUCUUUACAGGUGUUUAUAUUUGAUUUUGGAUCAGAGCUGUAUGUCUGGAAUGGCCAACAAUCAUUGUCAGGUCAAAGAAAGUCUGCGUUUGCCCUAGCCAAACAACUUUAUGCGGAACCGUUUAAAGCAUAUGGAAUUUAUGAUCCAAUCUUCCCAUAUGGUAAAUCUGAGAACUGCAAUAAUGAAGUUGAUAACAAAAUUGCAUCACAGAGACCCUCGUGGACAUUGUUUGCAAGGCUGCAUGAGAAAGCAGAGACAAUCCUGUUCCGUGAGAAGUUUCUUGAUUGGCCAGAUCCUACAAAGAUUAUUAGAAUGAAAGGGCAUCCCAGCAUGCUAGAGUUGGCAGCUCAAGAUAAGGUACUGUACAAAGGGUUGCACUUAAAUUGGAAUGAUUUCUUUUUUAAAGAAAAGUAUCUGUUAUCAAUGUCAUAGGCAAUGAGUUGAGCUGAACAUCCUCUGAAAUAAAGAUACACUCUGUCUAUGAAGACUAUAGUCUCAGUGACAUACAAAUUCUGCAUUUUUCUUGACCUCCUUAAGUGAAGACCCUCCUGAGUUGACACCUUGCUGGUCACAAAGGUUACGACGGGUUCAACUGUAACAAAAUUUUAGUUUCCUUUUUUUAAAUGUAUAAGUUAGGUUAGUCUUUCCUUACAAUACUGACAAAAAGUAAGUUGACAUGCAAUACUUGAUCUUGGCAUAAAGUGAGUAUCAGAAUCGAGCCUCAACUCUUGAUUGGCACUAAUCGAUUCCUGCAAGAACCAGAAACACUGUAACAGCCCUUGUUCCCUUUUGAGUAAUUGUCUGGUUACUAACAAAAAAGUGCUGGCAUGCACACCACUUAGAAGGGAAAAUACUUUUAGCAUUUUAAAAGUUGUCACACACUGUCCAAUUUACAGCAAGAGGCCAGGCCUUUCUUUAAACUGUUAUCACUGGUUAGUCUCAUGAAAUUUAUUAUAUGACUGCUGUUUACUAUUUUUAAGCCUCCUCCAGUUGAAUUGAAGCCAUGUGAUCCUAAAAUAAUGUUGAAGAGUGCACCACCAUUAGAGUGUCCAACGUUUGAAGGGGUGAAUGUUGGGCGUGGCAAUGGUGUACCAACUGUGUGCGUUGGGGAUAUCUACAAAGAAGGAAACCUUGUUACAACUGUUGAGUUGACUGUGUGGCAUAUCAAUGAGUACAGACAUUUUAAGCUACCACCAGCUAACCAUGGGCAUUUCCACUCAGGUAUGUUAAAACAGUAUUUUUUCUGUCAAAGAUCUGUGAGGGAGCUUUUUGUGCUUGUUUAUUUAUAAUAUAAUAAUAUUCUCUUGAGACCCUUUGAAUCUGACCAGAAAUUUUUAUUUUGCAGCCAAAUGUCAAGAAUAAAAUACAAUCAAGUUAGAGUACUGUCAAGACUGUGCUCUGAGGAAAAUUUUAAAUUUGAAAGCCAGACUGCCGAGCAUUAUGAUUUCUAUGAGAAAGCUAAACUUUUCUAUUCACCCAGCUAGGGUGCAAAAGUUAGGUGCCAGAGGCCACUGAGUACUGCUUGAGCACAGCCUCGACUCUUCUCAUACAUGUACAAUGUACAUGUACACUAGCACUUAAGGGUUUCUUCUACAUUUUAAAUGGUGCAGGGCUCUAAAAAAAUUUAAAUUGCAGCUUGUCCAUUGGGCAAGCAGCUGUCACAUUUUUCUUACCCAGGCCAGGGCCACUUCUUGCUCCUCUUAUAGUUAAUGAUUUUGUUUACAGGUGAGUCUUUUGGACCCUCCUUGCCCGCUGGGCAAAUAAGUCUUAAACGUUCCUUGCUCAGCAAGAAAAUGUACUUGUUCCAGACUAAUGGACAGAACUUUUUUCGGAGCCUGGCCUGUGUGCAUACAAAACAUAAAAGCCAUUAGAAAUGUUUGUUGUAAAAAAUGUUACUUGAGCAAUCCCAAAUGGUAGUUGCUUUAAAGAUACGAAUUCAACUAUUUGGGUUUUCACUCUUUUAGGUGAGGGAUAUGUCAUUAGAUGGGCGUACUUUGUACUUACUGACAGAAUCGCCAAAGAUCGGAAGUCUCGUUGUCGAUCAACAGUUGCAGGACGUGUUCGCUGUGCAUACUUUUUCUGGCAAGGUAAUGAUUGCUCUGUGAAUGAGAAGGGUGCAGCUGCAAUUAUGGCUGUGGAGCUUGAUGAAGAGAAAGGACCACAGGUAAGGUGCCCCCUCCCCCCCCCCCAGGAAAAAGUUCUUUAUGUUAAUGUAUUGUCUGUGAGAACACUGCUCAGGAGCGGAUCUAGGGGGAGGGUGCAGGGUGUGUCCACUCCCCCCUUAGAUGACCUGUGGCUUUCUAAUACAAUUCUUGGUAUUCUGUAUUAAAAUGUGUUUACAUCACCAGUCAGUUACACCAUUUCUUAGUGGUGCACCUCCCUCCCAAGAAAAAUCCUGGUUUCAUCCCAGCGGUUGUUACAUUUUGUUUUGGAGGUGAGACUGCCACAUUUUCAUAUAUAGUCAUGCAAUUAUAAGUCAGUGCAGCAUGUUAUUCUUUCUUGAUUUUGUUUUCAUCACAUAAUAAGUCCCAGUUGUGACAAGCAUCCAAUUUCUCCUAACAAUGAGGUUGCUUGAUCAAAUAGACGGGCCAUGAGAAUGCAUUAAUAAAGAUGAAAUGUCUUGAUGUUUGAUCAAAUUAUCUCAAGUUAAACUCAUUAUAACAAUAGAUAAGCAUGGGGGAGGUACUUGACAUCCUGGUGGAGCCCAGAACUGCAGUCAAGUGCAGCAGGUAACCAUGACAACCCUGUGAGCAGUAUCUCCUGGCACCCUCAUACUGCUAACCAGUGGAAACUAUUGACACUUAAAGGGUUUAGACCCUGAUUAUUGGUCUGGCCCUCAGGAAGAAUGGAACCUUUUUUUAUAGAGGGUGUUGUUAUCUCUCAUUUCUUUCUGUAGGUUAGAGUUGUCCAAGGAAAAGAAAGCCCAGUCUUUUUAAACCUUUUCCAAGGAGGAAUGAUAAUUCACAAUGGCAGGUACAUACAUGUAUAGUGAUAGUGAAGGCAAAAGAAAAUUAUUCAUCCCUUUGCGUUAGAAACUCUCACAGCAUUAAAGGAAACCCAUUUUUUGUUGUACUAGUGGUUAGUUUUAUUGCAUGAUAUUUGCAUGCAACAGUGUUGUACAGUUUAAUAACCAUGAUUAAUAGAUAAUAAUUAUUAUACAAAAACCUAAGUGGAAAAUAAGAGGGCAGGAAUUCCAAGACGAAUUUAUUUUUGCCAACGGUUCUGUUAUUGUGAUGACUUCCACAAGGUUUACACAGGCUGUGAAUGCUGGUUUUGUGUUUAUACAAUUGUUGUAUUUAAUGUGUCAAUUUUUGCCAAGCAUCAGUUUGGGCUUGAUUCUAGGAAGCGGCCUACCUACCCAUCCCUUAACCCAAUAUUUUGCCCUAAAGCGGGAAGUUAGUGUUACUGUUAACUUUGGCUCAGGGGAGGGGUAGGUGGGUAGUUUUUAGCAUCUUAUACUGAUCCUUUAUGAUUGACCCCAGGGAUAGGUGAUGUCAUUAAAAUUGACACCAUCUUUGGGACAGUCUUGUCCUUGACCAAACAUCAUCCUGUGAAACAUAAUAAUUAUGACAAAUAGGUUUUGUGUCUUGGUCCCACACUUCAUCUUUAACAAAUGAAAAUGUGUCUUAAUCUUUACCUUGAUCAAAGAAAACGACUUAUCAAGAGGUAAAAACUUAUGCAUGCAUUAGGUACAGGUUUCAAUGAGACAUUUUUCAAUACAUAAUCUACCUCAAUGAAGACUGCUUUGGUAACUGAUCAUUGUCAGAUUAGACGUAGAGUAUAAUAUUAUUUAAGCAUACAGAACUCGCUACAAUGAUUUGCUUGAGUGACCACCAAACAAUAUCUGCCAGUGCGCAAUUCCCAAUGCCCAAAGCAAUCUUUAUUGAAUCAGCUAUAUACAGUAGAAUCUUGGUGGUACAAGGUGCUUACAUUGAAUUGUUACCACCUGGAGUCCUGAAAUCUUGUAGUCUUGUGAAAGAUUACUGUUGCUCAAACUUUCAACAAACUAGAAAGUUGACUUUGUCUUUACAGUACCUCAUUUUACCCAGAUUCUACUGUAAUACAGUGUAGCAAAGCUCAGGAACGUGUCUUGCGUCAUAUUUAGUACAAAAAGAUAUGUAAUGCUUUAUAAGUUCAAGGUCUAAGGAUGUGAGCCAUCUACCACCUUGCAUCCACAGCCACAUUUCCAAAAGUCUGAACACUGCAUGAUGCUCAUCAAAAUAUACAUACAAAUUGCACCAGUUUAGUUCGUAUCAACAACGUCCCAGUAACACUGAAAUAAAAAUUUAAAAUUCUUCUCCCUGCAUGCUAUCCCAAUCUUUAAAUGGUCACUUGACCUCAGUGCACCCAUUAAAAUAUCUAAAUCUUUUUUAUUAACUUGAGCAAACAAUUCUUAUUUCCCGGCCUGAGUGGCUAAAGAAUAGUUUUUAAACACCCAAACUUGCAUGCUAAUUUCUAAUAAUAAUGAUGAUAAUUAAUUUGUUGUCAUUAUUCAUCGCACGUUCAUCUCACUAAUUCUCUCAUUAACAGCUUACCCAAGAACUGGUAUGACCCACAAACGUAAGUUGGAUUCCAGUGCAUUUGCUCUCUCUUCCUUCCCUGGGAAUCUGGUAUAAAUAGGGAACUUCAUUGUGACAUGGUUACAGCUUUACUGAACUCGAGUGAGAUAGCUUCAUCUGAAUGAAUAUAAGGCUUAUUUUAUUUAAAUACUUACAAAUUAAGACAAAUCAAGAGGAAGUUUAAAGUCAUUUCCUCAAGAUAGGAGGGGGAUUAGUGGGACAUUUUUAAACUUAAACUUCAGUUUUAAAGAAUUAAGCUUUAAUGUGUGUAUUGUCUAAAAAGUUUUUUGUCAAGCUAUUCUCAGUGACAUCUGACCAGAGGCAAAGGGUAAAAUUUUAUUGCCGAGUUUGUUGUUUUAAAAUACUAUCGGCGUGCCGUUUUUUGAAACCAGUGGGAUCAAAUGAGCACCCAUGUGAGUCUAUAAUAUUAUAAACUAGUAAUAACCAAAGGUUACGGUGUGCGGGCGACAAGACGAUCGAAAGUCAAAACGCUUUUACUCUAACGCUGUGUUUUGUGGAAGUUUCACGUGACAGAUGGUCGAAACACGCGUGAUCAGAUUACGAAUGAUAGAAAGUCCAACCGCGUGUGAUCAAAUUGCGUUUUUUACAUUUCAAUCAUUCUUAGUGGAAGUCCACGUAAAUGCAUCGCAUGCGUAAUAACAACCUGGAGAUUAGGAUUGCGGCUCCUCUUGUCGCCCGCAACAAAUAACGAAUGAAUGAAUGAAUAAAUAAAUAAAUGAUUUUUUUGUAAAUGAAUAAACGAGUAUGUGAGUUUGAAUUUUCCUUUAUUCUUUCAAUAUCAGAUUCUUUUUAAGAUCAUGCAUUUUAACCAGUCGUAACAGCAAAGUGAUAACAGGGCGAAUGGAGUGGAAGCUUAUUAGAUAAAAGAAAUCUUAGGUUUUUUUUAACUGGCUGAAUAAAUUAAUGUCUAUCUAAAUGUCCUGUAUUGUUUCACGGUGCAAGCUGCCUUGCAUAACUCAUAAAGAGAAGUGUAUUGUAAUAAUUAUUACACUUAAGAAUUAAAGAAGGUGUUUAAAAUUACUAUUUUGAAUCUCUGCCGAAAACAAAUCAACAACUUCAUUACAAACUACAAUCAUUUCAACUGACCGCAUUAACGUUAAUUUAAAUACUUCUUUAAACAGCAGUUGUUUGAAAUGAAUUGAGUAAAAAAAUUUACGAAUAUUAUUAAAACAAAUUAAUAUAAUCCAUAAAAAUAUGAAGUAAUUUGCAAUUCACGAAUAUUAUUAAAACAAAUUAAUAUAAUCAAUAAAAAUAUGAAGUAAUUUGCAAAUAAAUUAUUUUAUCAAGUCCUCUUAUCGACUUAAACAGCCCCCCAAAUAAUAAUUAAAUAAUAAUAAUAAAUUGAUCCGUUAGGGUGCACUUGGCACAACACCUGCACAGCACAUUUCAGAAACGAGCUCAUCUUAUCAUACUUUAGAUAGUUAAGCGCCUCAUAUAACAGUCAAUAUUGAGUCCCUCUCACAGCAGCUUGCAUUGUAUCUUGAUAGAAAGAACGCCAUUGACGAGACAACAGCAACAUUCACUGGUAAGUUAGUCGUUUGUAAUAAUCCAUUACUCAGUUUUGGGAGUAAACGUGAUAAAGCAAGAAGUGUUCAGUCGAUUUGCAUGGCAAGAAAUAUAGGUCUUAAAAUGUCGUCUUUCCUAGCUGGGAGCACCCUCACUUGAGCGAAUUCGCGGAAAAUUUUGGCGGUGAAGCUACUAGCGCGCGAGAGAAAGUGACCGCCGCAAUUUUUUCCCCAAACUCGCACAAGGGGACAUUUUCGUAGGCGGCAUCACUCCUAAUAAGUUACUAAGUACAACGGUUUUGAGAGUAUGGAGAAAAUUGGUCGGUUUGGGACCUCAAUUCUUUUUCUUAGGUAGAAAUUUCAAAUUUCAUCAUCCACGGAGGCGUAGAAUACAAAUUGUACAUUAAUACGGUGGUUGAGGCGUCAACCGUCAGUAGCUUGGGUGCCCUGUGUAAGUUACGGCCCAUAGGUGCCGAGACGGCCAACCUCAGUGUUUUAAUUACUUUCUAUUAGUUGUGGGCUUUGCUGGUUAUGGAGGUUUUCCACUUUAAAUUCAAGUUCCCUCAACUUCCAAGUGCAUCUGGGUUUUUUUUUGUCAUAACUGACCAACCCUUACACUUUCGUAUUUCAUUGCUUUCUCUAUCGCUCAGACAACUCCGCAACUCGUUUGUAUGUGAUCCGUAAUGAAGAGCCCGGUGAAGCCUGCCUGAAUCAAGUGAAAGCUAAGUAUGUUCUCUUCACGAUUCUUUCCAAGACCAAGUUAUAUAGGAUGGUUUUUCACUUUCAAUGUUGAAGACGAAAUCCUAUGUUGUUAUCAUUCAAAUGAAACCUCUUUGGCUGAACGUUUGAAUAGUACUGUUUAUUUCUAUGCACUUUGCAAGAAGGUGACUGUGGAACUUUGUCAUUUUGCGGAAGAGAUGUUAAGAAACAAAAACAUGUUCACGUGACACACCAUCACGUUAUCACUUACGAUUACGGUGUCACGCCAUGCAGAUGAGUUGCUACUGGGUCUUUGAGGAUGUUUCCAACCAUUGAAAAUGAAGAAAUGAUCGUCGCAGUGAACGCAAUUUAUGCAAUUGCGUAAAGAAGCCUGAAAAAAAUUCAGGACUUCAACGGGAUUUGAACCCGUGACCUCGCGAUACCGGUGCGAUGCUCUGCCAACUGAGCUAUGAAGCCACUGACGUUGGGAGCAGGUCAAUUGUGGGUUCAUAUGUUCCCGUGAAAGAAAUGAGUGUUAAUGAUAUAUGAAAUAAAUCAUAUAUGAACUGCUGAAAUGAAAUGAAAAUGAAGAAAUGAUCGUCGCAGUGAACCAUUGUUUGAUUUUUUGUUGUCAAUUGUUUCUAGCUCCUACUCGUUGCGAUCACGGACCAGUUUUGUGUUAGUGGUUCGUAAGGAGGCUCAUAUUUACCUUUGGCAUGGCUGCAAGUCAAGCGAUGACUCGCGUUCUACUGCUAGAGCAGCAGCUAAGAAAGCACAGGAGAGGUACAUGUUAAGCUAUUGAUACCAGAGAUUACUGUUAUGGACAGUUCACUAGAGAGCUUUAGAUUCUGAGACGAGGACGACUACGUGUGCGAGAUUUUCUCAAUACCGAGUAUUGUUCACGCGUGAACCAGCGUCAUUUUGGCGGGAAAACGUGAUAGCCUUCGUCAUUGUACUACGAGUUUUAGCGAGAAUGUCGUAGUAGCGUAAGCAAGUUGUCAAAUGUAACAAGUUUUAUCAUUUUGCUAUCGCGAGAGGGCUUAACCUCUUCAGUAUAAAUAACCCUACUAACUUUUUUGGUGAAAAAAAGUAAAAUGAAGCUUUCCGAGGUGUGUUCUUUUUGAGAACACGCACUAAAACGUAACGUUAAAUCUCGUACUUGUACUUGUACUCGUUCUCGUCCUCAAAUCUAAAGCCCUCUACUAAUGCUUUAGCAACAGUAACUUAAAAGUGUAGCUUUUCCUUUGGAAAAAAAUGCUUUGCUUGAAAAUUACACUUCUAAAAGCUUAGUUACUUUUAAGCUUUGGUUGUUGGCUUCAUUGCCCCCCCCCCCCCCCCCCAUCCCCCGGCUAUUCCAGACAACACACACUUGCUUAUCAUUAUACUGCAGCCAUAGCCUGAGAAAACAGCUGACUUUUCGUGACGCCACCAAUGGUUUCACCGCGAAAUGACGUCUGAGAAACGAGUACAGAAAUUCCAUACUGAUGACAUGCCACGAGGGAAUAGGCCACCUCCGAGUUCCAAAAACCCUCACUUUCAAAAUGAGGCUAGGUGCGCAACCUUUCUUGUGAAAAUGAGUUUUAGUUGCAUAAGAUUGAAAAAUGAUUUCCAUAUCAAAGGCUGAGCACCUACCCUCGUUUUGAAACCGGGGCCCCGGGGGAACUCGGAAAUGGCCUAUUUGCUUCAACUAAUCACAAGCACUGCCUAGAUCUUGGAAAGGACACGUCAUAAUUAGGAAUUUCUGCGCUCGUUUCUUAGACGUCAUGCCGCGGGGAAACCAGUGGUCAGGUGGCGUCGCAAAAUGCCUUUGUAAGGCUAGGUCAGCCGUUGUUUGCACCCUUUUAUGUGUGCUGGAGAAGUGAGUAAUUUGCGGGAAGGUUCAACUCCAGGGCACUUUGACUGGUUAGAGAUUUGCGGGGUUACUAUUUAUGCUUAGUGGGCAAAAUAGUUGCAAAACAUUUUCUAGUUGCAGUCUGAGUAGCCUCCCACGCAGACGUUCUUUUGGCUCGUCACGUAAUCCUCACCAAGGAACGCGUGACAAAGCCCUGAAAACGCAUACGUGGGAGGCUACAGUCUUGAGUUCUGACCAAACCAGUUGAUUUAGAAUUGUUCCACUGGAAAAAUGUUACUUGAGGUUUACUUCCCCCUAACUUACUGAACUGCUCGUUUCAUUUUAACCCUUUUCUUUUCUUUUCUUUCUUUUUUCUUUUUUCUUUUCUUUUCCUUUUUACAGGAAAAGCGUAGAGUGUAACUUGACUGACUUGUCAGGAAUUAGUCUGAGUGAAGUUGAAGAAGGAAACGAACCAGAUGAGUUUUGGAAAGCUAUUGGAGGAAAGAAGUACUAUUGUAGUCUAGCACAUGGUAAAUAUGUCCUCCCCCCCUCCCUUCACUUCCUUCUUCCAUUUCUAACAGCAGCCUUUCUUUGGAACUGAUUUUUAUUUAGCUUAGAGUUUAGUUUCAAUACUCGCUGUAGUAGUGUUGUUGCUUUCAAUUCCAUGGAUCCUAUAAUUUUUUUUAGCCAAUCUCAAGUUAUUUCUCUCCUAUUUGUCACGCUGAUGAGGAAUGGAGGGGAGCCACUCGAGGCUGCAAAGUUCGGGCCAGGGUCCCGUUUCUCGAAAGUCCCGGUAACUCUUCAGGCCCCGAAAGCUGUUUUGUGUCUGCCAGGGUUGCAUUCGAGUUCAAAGUUGUAAUGAAUGAAAAUAUCGGUUAACGAAGAAAAUCGACUUGUUUGCGAGCUAGGAACUGUGCUACUAUUCAACUGGUUUUGAUUUCAAAAAUUUGCUUUCGGACCCGAAAAGUUACCGGGUAUUUCGAGAAACGGGCCCCAGGUGAUAAUGUCCAUUACCAACAUAGUGUUAUAAGCUACCAAAGAAAGACGAGAUCUUGUCCAUUCCAGACUUCCAUCCAUAUUAUUUUUUGUCUUUCUCUAGAUCCCUCGAAACAUAAUUAUCAGCCCCGCCUUUUUGAGCUGAGCAGUGCCACUGGAAAGUUUAAUGCCACUGAGGUUUUGUGUCCUGCACGCUCAGAACCAAAGCUGUGCCCUUUUCCAUUUCUUCAAGAAGAUCUGUAUACAGCUAAACAACCAGGUUAGCUAGAUAUAAAGCCUUAAACCAGCUUUUGGCCGAACAACUUUGUAAAUGGUUUUUACCUUAUUAGAGUUUUCGGGUUGUCCCAAGUGUAAAGGGAAUACUAUGAACUCUUUCUAAGCCGAAUACUCGGAAAAACAGCUGAAUAUCUGAAAUGUUUGCUUCAACUGAAUUCUGAUUUCCACUCAAGAAGUAUGCGUUUCAGCAAACAAAACCUACUCUGCCCCAUAUACAACAACUCUACUGAAAGGGGGGGGUGGGGGGGUGAACAAUCACGCUCCCCUCUUGAAACAAAGUGUAUUGAUUGAUUGAUUAAUUGACGGUUAAGGCCCCAUUGAUUAUACUAGGCAGUAGACAAUAAUACUAAAGAGACGUAUUCUGCAAAGUUUACAUUACCAUAGUCGAACGUAUAUGCCUUUGUGAGUUUGUGUGGGACUGGGCCAGUGAUGUGACGAAUUGUUUUAUGCGACUGUUUUAUAGACGCUUUCAUCUCUUUGAUUGGCUAUAUAUCAGAAAGUUUCACAAGAGAUGUGGUCAACAUUCAUCUCCCAAAAAGUUGCGUAGUGCAAUUCGACGCAAGAUGAUAAAAGAUCGACCAAAUCUAAGAUGAUUAAUGUUCAAAUUGUUCGUUUAUUUUGUGUAGGAUUGUUCAUAGUCGAUGGAUAUUAUGAUGUCUAUGUUUGGGAAGGAUGGAUGCCAGAGGAUGAUGAUGAUGUAAGAACUGGAUCAGGGAGACAGCGAUGGGACAAAGAUCGACGACUUGCUAUGGAAACAGCUCUAAACUAUGCUAAAGGUUUGUUUUCAAGUAAUCUUUGCAUCAUUUGUUUUUCCAAGAUGUUUUUCAUCUGGCGUUGAUUGCCAUUUACGUGGAAAAACCCGUCGGAUGACUUUUUGGGCAAAUGAUAAAAUUCUGUCGGGGAAUCGUAUUCCCCCUUACACAAAUCAGUCACGUUUUACGAAAAACGGCCACUUGAUGGAAUGGAACGCGAUUUUCCAUGUGGAACGUACCAGGCAGGAAAACAGGACUUCAGACGUGACACUGGUCCCGAAAGUUUUCCUUUGGAACGACCCCAAAAGUCCUGUGUCGUCUACUUUUCAACCGGAAUAUCAGAUGACUCUGUGAAUGCUAGACCCACUCCCCCCCCCCCCCUUGUGUUGUCAAACAAAAACCAAAGUAAUUCUAGCCAAUCAAAGAGCGAGUAAGCAAUCACUAAACCAAUCACAUCGUGAAGCAAAUCCAUGAACCCGGCGCCGUGCCAAAGGCGGAAAAAGAGAACCAGCGGGAAGUCAGGAUCAGUUUUUUAUAUUUCACUCUGUCUGAUGUUUAUAAAGGAGCAACAUAUAUUUUGGCUGUGAUAAAGAGUAACAAUGCAAAAGAAGGGUGGUGGGAAACAACAGUAACCUUCGGCAUUCAAUUGGAAAACACUUUUACUGAAUUUUUUUUAUUUUGCAGAAGCUGGAAAGCGAAUUUCGCACCGAGUAUAUGUGGUUUAUGCUGGCAUGGAACCGAUGACUUUUAAAGCCCUUUUUCCUUACUGGAACGAUACACCUGAUGUAAUUAGAAUACAGAAACAGGUUUGUAAUUUUACUUUGUAUACAUUUACAAACUUUUUCUCCAUUUUAUUGUCAGUUCAGCGUCUGAUUUGUUCAGGAGGCAGCAAGGGGGCCGAGUGGUCAGAACGCGCGAUCCUGGGCUCGAGUCCCGCUCUAGCCACUUCCGGCUUAAUAUGUUCGCGGUUGCCCCGAGUUCAAAUCCUCGGUCACGCUCGUAAAUAGCCAACUGGCUGCCUCCUGUUAGUUGUGGAGGCCAGAAUCUUAUACUCAUCUCUCUCAGUCUUAAUGUCUGAUUAUGUACCUUUAGUGAUCGUGUAACAAGACAAUCACAUAAUUGCAACGUGUGUCAUUUUUACAGGAUGGUAAGCAGCCAAACGUCAGACACUCUGCCAGCGAACUGCUACAUCAGUUCACAAAGUAAGUCUCACAAUAAACAGACAACUUCAAACCAAAGUUUUUCCUAUACUAAACUGACGCCGAUAUAACGAACCUCUUUAAUAUAGCCCCGGUAUAACGAACAAGGUCUUUGCCCCAAAUGAAGUAAAAUGUUUGGAUAAAGCCUCGAGGCAGGAAGAACGGCUGAAAUCAGAGACUCCGAAGAGCUCCGUGACAGCUUAAAUUUCGGUUUAAUACUUCAUCACCUCAGCUGUUUAUUAUUGGGUUUAGAGGUGUACAUGUCACUCAAAUACUACCUAUUGAUUGGUUGUAACGUGGAUGAAUAUUUAAUAAAUGUGCUUUCGAAAGCUCUUUGGUGUCUUGUGUGAAAAGACGUGUUUUAGUGUGCUUUUUUAACAUAUCAUAAUUUGCGUUCCUAGGGACUUUUACUCUCUGGCUGAGCUUCAGAAGACUCCCCCUCCACAAGGUGUUGAUCCUGCUAAACUGGAAGCUUAUCUGAGUGAUGAAGACUUUCAAGUAAGCGCAGAGCACAUUCUCCACUUUAUUAACUAUAAUUUUCCUAUGGUCGGUCAAGCCUUUGGGAAUGGCCAACUGACCGUUUACACGUAAUACAGGUUGAAAGUUGAAUACAGUUUUUCAAAAUGAAGAUGGCGAAAAGGUGGAAUCAAAAUAUGUCAACUCCUUCGUAUGUCAAACGAAGGAAAGUUAGAGACCACUGAACGCCAUGCACAUUGUAUUCAUCUAAUUUCUAGUAAUGUGUAUAGACCAUGUAAUAGAUGUGAAGACAAUCAUAUCUGGAUGACAGCUUAAUACAGGUUUGACUGUGAUGAUAAGGAGAAUUUGUUUAAGACUCAACUUUUCCCCAGUUUUACUGUCCCUGUUUUUGUUUGUAUGUAUGAUUGUCCUGUGUUCAAAGCACGGACACGGAAACAUCAUCAUGAUCGUCGCAGUUCUACAAUAUUGGACGGAUUAAAGCCGUGCGAGAGCGAAAUCGCGCCAUUUUCCCAACCUUGAUCUGGGGGGUGGGGUUAAGGGGUUGGAUUGGGUCUAAAUUUUCCGUCUGUUUUGUUCAAGAUCGUAGUCCGUCAUAUUCUUUGUUGCUUUGAUUAAUUGAUUGAUUGAAUGAUCCAUGUUAGGAAAUUUUCAAGAUGGACAAAGAAGCAUUCAAUAAGCUACCAGGCUGGAAACAAGUGAACCUCAAGAAGGCUGUUCGUCUUUUCUAA
Molecule: messenger RNA, 29551 nt
Organism: Porites lobata
Lineage: Eukaryota; Metazoa; Cnidaria; Anthozoa; Scleractinia; Poritidae
Source: the annotation of a GenBank genome assembly